AUGACGGAUUACUACCGGCGUCUGGGGCCUAGAUAUGCAGAUAGAGGCUUCUACAGCUUGGAUUGGGAGCAUCUGGACGUGGCUCCAGGCCAGAACGCGCUGAUAUCAAUGUCUCCAUCUGCGGAGGCGGCGCAAGACGAGAUGAAGGACACACCUUCCGCUCACCUUCACCUUCCUCCGCAUCUUGCGUGCAUGCACGUGCUGGUGUUUGGAGAUGCUGGUGAACACACCGUGACCACCCUGUUUAGCACAUUCCCGUCACACUUGCAGACGGGAGUCGAGUUGUUUGGCAAAUUGAAGGGCUUUCUCGCUGGCCCACAGCCAGCAGCGGUGCCUGGGACUACCAGAGUGGGUCCCGACCCGGUUCCUACUCCUGAUCCUCCUCCAGCUGCAAGCAAGGACACAAAACCGACUGGUCAGGAAAAUAUGGCCAAAGCUCCAGCUCCGGCACCAGUGUCGACCCCAGCACCAGUACCAACCCCUGCUGCAGCUCCAGUUAACCCUGAAGUCGAACCUGAGGGAAUGGAGGCAGCACCCCCACCCCCGGUUGUCGUCAACCCCUAUUCAGACGAGCAGCUCCGCUCCAUCGUCAAGCGAAUGAGAGAGAGGCUUCACAUCUACAAGGAGAAAGUGACUGAUCAAUAUGCUUCCUCACCAGAGAUCAGCCCGCCUGUCACACCCCUGUUACGCAGAGACCGCUACGCUGAAGUAGCUGAGGAGAGGAAAAGGCAAGCAGAGGAGGAGCGGAUCCAAAAGGAGGAGGCUGAGAAGAAGAAGAAGGAGGAGCAGGAGAAGAAAAAGAAGGAGAAUGAGCAAAAGAAGAAGGAAGAGGAGGAGAAAAAGAAAGUAGAGGAAAUGACCGUGAAAGAGAAGAAAGACCCGAAGGUGGUCUUGAAGGAGAAAAUGUGGACUGCCGUGGAUGCCUUUCUGAAACCAUUGGAGGGCUGUAUGGAUUCAGUACUCGGGACCACGAUCGAUCCUUUUACAGAUCGGCGCUACAUCGCCUGGCUGAGCCUGGUGACCCUGGCCUUCAACUACAACACCUGGUUCAUCAGCGCCCGUCUGUGCUUCCCCUACCACACGGAGGACUCCAUCCCGUUCUGGUUUGCCCUGGACAUGCUGGCUGACCUGAUUUACCUCACCGACUGCAUCAUCUUCCAGCCCCGCAAGCAGUUUGUCAAAGCGGGCGACAUCAUCAAAGACGGAGCAAUGACUAAGAAGAACUACAGAGAAAGCGAAGCAUUUAUGGCCGACGUGGUGUCCAUCUUACCCUUGGACUUGCUCUACUUGCAGUUUGGCUUCAAGUCCAUCUUCCGAGCCAAUCGCUUGCUGAAGGUGGAUAAAUUUUUCGAGUUCAGCGACCGCCUGGAAAGCAUCAUGGCCAAGGCUUACAUCUGGAGAGUGAUCCGCACCAUCGGCUACCUCCUCUUCAUGCUCCACAUCAACGCUUGCAUCUACUACGUGGCCUCAGACUACCAGGGCAUCGGUAAAACCAAGUGGGUCUACUCCGGCCUGGGAAGUGCGUACCUGCGCUGUUACUACUUCGCCGUGCGCAGUCUGAUCAACAUCGGGGGUCUUAAUGAGCCCCACACCGUCUUUGAGAUAGCGUUUCAGAUGACUAACUUUUUCACGGGCGUCUUUGUGUUCUCCAGUUUGAUCGGACAGAUGAGAGAUGUCAUCGGCGCGGCCACGGCGGGACAGACUUACUUCCGCUCCUCCAUGGACGGCACCGUGUCCUACAUGGUGACCAAUCGCAUCCCCUCCCUGGUCCAGAACAGAGUCCGCACUUGGUACACCUACACCUGGGAUGCACAGGGCAUGCUGGAUGAGUCGGAGCUGCUGGAUAAGAUGCCUUUGGUGAUGAGAACCGCCAUCGCCGUGGACAUCAACUUGACCACUUUCCAAAAGAUUGACCUUUUCAAGGGUUGUGACCAGCAGAUGUUGGUGGAUAUGUUACUGAGACUCAAGUCUAUCAUCUAUCUGCCUGGAGACUUUGUCGUCAAGAAGGGCGACAUCGGUAAAGAGAUGUACAUCAUCAAGAGCGGAGCCGUGCAGGUGGUGGGAGGGCCUGACAACAGCAUCGUGUUUGUCACGCUGAAGGCCGGCUGCGUGUUUGGAGAAAUCAGUUUGCUGCAGUCCUCCAAAGACGGAGGGAACAGACGCACAGCCAAUGUCAAAGCCUACGGUUUUGCUAACCUUUUUGUCCUGGAGAAGAAAGACCUGUUUGAUAUUCUGGUCCACUACCCGGAGUCGCAGAAGGUGUUGGCCCGCAAGGGAAGGAAAUUAAUGAAGGCCAAGGGUCCGGCAGCAGCUAAAGCUGAAGAAGAAAAGAAGAAAGGUCUGGCACUUUUUGGACCCAAACCGCCCACACCCAAACUACUGCGAGCAUUUGGCGGCGGCUUAAACAAAACCAUGAUUGAGAAACUUAAGUCUGCUGCAGUCUGCCAAAGAUGGAGAGAACAGACGGACAGCAAACGUCAAAGUCUACGGCUUCGCUAAUCUAUUUGUUUUGGAAAAGAAGGAUUUGUUCGACAUCCUGGUCCACUACCCCGAGUCUCAGAAGGUGCUGGCCCGGAAGGGAAAGAAACUGACCAAGGCCAAAGCUCCUGCUGGCAAAAACGCAGGCGCUAAAGACGAGGACAAGCCAAGAGGUCUCGCUCUCUUUGGACAAAAACCACAAACACCAAAGCUGCUCCGAGCGUUCGCCAGUCUGCGGCCUAUCAAGAAUAUCCUGGAGAAACAAUGACCUUUCCGACAUCAGCCAUGUUUGAUGACUGCAUCAUUUCUCUCUGGAAAUAUAUCCCGUCCUCCUCUUCUUUAGCACGAGUCUGAGGAUGUCGGGGGGGGACGGUGUUAAGGUACCAAGGCAGAUAUACUGUACAUACAGUAUAUAAUACUAUACAGUCAGUGUACAAGUAGAAGUACUGUAAGAUGCUGCAGAUAUUUCCUCUGCUGCUUUAUUGUCUGCUGUUUAGUUGUGCAUCUUCCAGUAGAUGAUCUGUCUGUCUUCUCCCCCCGUGACCGCCGUGCCGCACAGCUCGUUCAUCCAGAUGGCCAUGACUGCACCUAAAACACACACACACGUUAGACUCGUCACUCGUUUGGCAGCUUGUCAGGCGUGUCAAGUACCUGAAUGUGCCGACAUCCUGGAGGUGAUGGCGUUACUCAUUAAGUCCCACAGCAGGAGGUCACCUGACUGCCCCCCACACAACACAGAGUUGCCAUCCCAGCAGAAACACCUGACACGCACACACACUCAAAAUGUUUAGAUACAUAAGAUUCAGCAAAGAUGGACAACUCAGCAAUACUUUUACUAGAAUAAAGUCAAAAUAUUCAGAAACUAGUGAAGCAAAAUUACGAAAAAAUACCAAAAUGGCAAAAAACAGACCGGGUAAAACAUACCACACUAGGCAAUUAACACAAUUAACACGCCAUGCUAGAGCAAAGAGCACAAAGAACAAAGAGCAUUACCAUCUCGGCCUCCCACAGCAAUGGUUGAGAGCGUUGGUGCUAAAGGGAGAAAGUGGGUGCCGGCUGCCUCUUUUAUGGCAGCCUCACCUGAUUGCUAAUCACCCACACCUGGCAUGUACCUGCCCACUAAGCCACGCCCACUAAGGUACGUAACAGAUGCAUUGUUUGGUUCAUAUUGGCCGAACCAAACAAUCUGCAGGUUCUGGUGCAGAUAACCAAUCAUUUAUUUUCAUAUCUGCUUUUCAUUUAUUUACAUAAUUUACAUUUGACUAUAGUUUUGCACAGCCGGAGGAAAGAACUCCAAGAAAUGAGGAUUUGAUCAGUUUGUUGUCAAAUGUUUGUUUACAAGUCAGCACAUUCGUCAUUAGAAAGUGAACUUUGCUGUUUCCAGAUGAGUCGGAGCUGCUGGAUAAGAUGCCUUUGGUGAUGAGAACCGCCAUCGCCGUGGACAUCAACUUGACCACUUUCCAAAAGAUUGAAACAUUUACAAGUCAAUUAGAAAUAUAAGGCAGAUGUAGUAUUCUGCACUGGCCACUAGGUGUCAGUAAUUCCCCUGUAAUGUCAGUCAUGGAAAUUAAUGAAGGCCAAGGGUCCGGCAGCAGCUAAAGCCGAAGAAGAAAAGAAGAAAGGUCUGGCACUUUUUGGACCCAAACCGCCCACACCCAAAUUACUGCGAGCAUUUGGCGGAGGCUUAAACAAAACCAUGAUUGAGAAACUUAAGUCUUCAGCUGGUGGCCACUGAUGAAUCACUUCCAUUCGUUUAUUCUAUCAACUCCGUUUUGGGAGUGAAUGUUUAGCCUCCUCUUUUAUACUAUUGUACCGUCUAUAUUUAGAAUUCCAAAACAUCUUCUUAGAAGUGAGUUUUGAAUGUAAAUGUCCUCCAUUGUAGCCUUCAUUG
Molecule: messenger RNA, 4369 nt
Organism: Doryrhamphus excisus (bluestripe pipefish)
Lineage: Eukaryota; Metazoa; Chordata; Actinopteri; Syngnathiformes; Syngnathidae
Source: RefSeq, a predicted model, not a curated record